AUGUCCCACCACCACACAACGGGGUUAUUAUUGCUGAUACUCUUCAAAAGUGUUUCACUGAUUGGGGAAUUGAGAGUAUCUACAAUAACAGUGGAUAAUGCUAGAUAUAAUGAUGUAACUUUAAGGGUUCUCAAAGAUGUUUUCAGUUUGAAAAAGAAGUUAUCUAUCGGGGGGCAACUUUUUCAUGUGCGUUGUUGCGCACAUAUAACAAAUUUAUUGGUCAAAGAUGGACUAAGUGAGAUUGGUGAAAUUGUCUACUGUGUUCGAGAAGGGGUGAAGUACUUGGUUGCAUCAGAAGCUCGUAUCAAGCAGUUUAGUGAUAUUGCAAAACAAUUGCAAUUACCAAGCAAGAAACUUUUUUUGGAUGUUACUACCAUAUGGAAUAGCACUUAUCUAAUGCUAGCUGCAACCUUAGAGUUUAGGGAAGUCUUUCCGAGAUAUGGUGAUAGAGAUCAAGGCUUUAAUUAUGUUCCAAGUGUUGAGGAUUGGACCAAAGUGGAAAAUGUUUGUCAAAUUUUGGCAGUUUUUAAUGAGGUUACAAACAUUAUUUCAGAAACUGAGUAUUCAACUGCUAACUUAUUCCUUCCUGAGGUAUGGAGAAUAAAAGAGGUGUUGAACAAGAAGUCUCUUGACCUAAAUGAUUACAUACGAGCAAUGGUUGUGAAGAUGAAUACAAAAUUUGAUAAAUAUUGGGGGGAAUGUAAUUUGCUUAUGGCAGUAGCUGCUGUUUUGGAUCCAAGGUUCAAGAUGAUGCUAGUUCAAUUCUGUUUUCCAGUAAUUUAUUCAGAACCCGAAGCCACUAGAAACAUAGACACCAUCUUGAGAAUCUUAUAUGAGCUGUAUGAUGAGUAUGCUGAAGAUUAUAAUUUAGCUAAUGUGGAGUCGAGUGGACAUGAAAAUGCUCGAGACAUAGGUUCUUCUUGUAGUGGCUCUAUCAAUAUUGUGGGGAAGAAUGUGAUGAGUGUCAAGUCUAUAUUUGAAUCAUUCGUUAGAAGGAAUGAUACCAUUCGUCCAGUGAAAUCUGAUUUGGAUGUUUAUUUAGAGGAAGGUGUCUAUAUUUGUAGUGAGGAUUCAGAUUUACAAUUUGAUGCCUUGGAGUGGUGGAAGGUUAAUGAUCUAAAAUACCGCAUUUUAUCUAAGAUGGCACGUGAUAUUUUGUCAAUUCCAAUGACUACAGUGGCUUCAAAAUCUAUAUUUAGUGCUGGUGGUAGAGUAAUUGAUCCUUAUCGCGCAUCAAUGUCUGUUGAAACAGUAGAAAUGUUAUUAUGUGGAGCUGACUAG
Messenger RNA from Carya illinoinensis, 1281 nucleotides. RefSeq names its product zinc finger BED domain-containing protein RICESLEEPER 1-like. The coding region runs from base 1 to 1281 and encodes 426 amino acids. The transcript has a single exon. NCBI's taxonomy places the organism in Eukaryota, Viridiplantae, Streptophyta, Magnoliopsida, Fagales, Juglandaceae. Gene Ontology annotation, molecular function: protein dimerization activity; DNA binding. The record is from RefSeq and is a predicted model, not a curated record.